AUGGUGCACCGGCGGCGGCGGCGGCGACCGCCGCCGCCCAGCGGAGGGCUGAUGGCUGCCGCCCUGCUCGGCCACUGCGGCGCGGCGGCCUCGCAGGCGUGCGCCGAGGUCGCCGAGCAGGGCUGCUUCGACCAGGAGUUCUCCUGCGAGCGUUGCUGCGACACGGGGGCCCUGCCAGUGGGCGACUUGUCGUGCUGGGUUGGGCCGGUCAAGUUCCCCACCUGCUGCGGCCUCACCCGCUUGCGCAUGGCGGCGUCGCAGAUGCUGCCGGCCGCGGACCACCUCGACGUGCCCGCGACCUGCCCCCCCGCCGCGCAGUCCCACUGCUUCGACGCCUACUUCCCGUGCGAGCGCUGCUGCGACACGCGGCGCGGUCCACAGGGGGACAUGGCCUGCUGGCCCGACACCACCCCGUUCGGUCUGCGGACGCUGAGCUUCGCCUUCUGCUGCGGCAUGUUGCCUUUUGCGGCCGACGAGAGGCUCGCGUGGUGA
Molecule: messenger RNA, 492 nt
Organism: Prorocentrum cordatum
Lineage: Eukaryota; Dinophyceae; Prorocentrales; Prorocentraceae
Source: the annotation of a GenBank genome assembly